This is a messenger RNA of Elaeis guineensis (African oil palm), 1384 nucleotides long. The record is from RefSeq and is a predicted model, not a curated record. NCBI's taxonomy places the organism in Eukaryota, Viridiplantae, Streptophyta, Magnoliopsida, Arecales, Arecaceae.
CAGAUCGCCUCCCGCCUCCCCCUCCUCUCCGACUACCUCCGCUUCACCGCCGUCUGCAAGCCCUGGGCCACCGCCCGCCGCGCCGCCCGGCCCCCCCUCGAGCGCCCCUGGAUGCUCCCCUUCGACCAGCCCCACCACGCCGAGGACGGCCACCUCGUCUUCCUCCCCCUCGCCAACCGCCGCCCCCUCCGUCUCCACGUUCCCGAGCUCUUCCACCGCUGGAUCUGCGGCGCCUCCCGCGGCUGGCUCGUCACCGUCGACCGCCGCCUCCACAUGCACCUCGUCCACCCCUUCGCCCACUCCCAGAUCCCCCUUCCCGUUCCUCCCUCCAUCGGAAUGGAAAGGCUCUACCCUCCCCAGUGCCUCCGCGGCCGCUCCCUCUUGAAGGCCGUCCUGUCUGCCGACCCCGUCGUUGAUCCCACCAGCUGCACCAUUAUGGCGAUCAAUGGUGCGACCGGCAAACUCACGUUUUGCCGCCUUGGCGAUGCCAAAUGGACCGUCAUCAAUGACCCUUAUGGCAUCUACUCCGAUCUCGUCCACUACAACGGCCGCUUUUACGCUGCCACCGCCGAUCCCACCGUCGUGGUCUGCGACCUCGCGAGCCCCGUCCCGAGAACUAUUAUCUCUGCCUCUGCCUCUGGGCGCAGUGGCUUCCCGAAUUAUCUUGUGGAAGUCGACGGUGACCUCCUGUUUGUCGCUCGGCUCCGGUGCACUGCUUUGAUAGAGCAUGGGGAGCACAUCUGCAGGACGGUCAAAAUUGAAGUUUAUAAGCUGGAUAAUGAGACGGGAACGUGGGUGGAGACCAAGGAUUUGGGGAAGAUGGCGUUGCUCUUGACCCACGAUCAGGCUUUGCCGAUCUUAGAGGAGGAAUUUCCUGGAUGCAAGAAAAAUUUCAUCUAUUUUACAGACCUUCACUACAAUUAUCAUGCGAUGUGCAGGUUUGAGGAAGUGGGGAUGUUUGAUUUGGAAAAUGGCGCGCUCCAGCCUUUCACUCAGAAAGAACUAUUUAGCCAUCUAUAUGAGCCAUCAGUCUUUAUGACUCCUGUUUUAUACCCAGGAGGAGAAGCUAGGUCUCCAGCAAAUGUUGCUGGACCAUCUCAAGCACAGGAUGCUUCUGCAUAGCAAGAGGAUGUGCGUGUGUUGAAGUCCAUUUCAUGGAUGAUAAAAAGUAUUUGUAGAAGGACCUGCAAUGUAGUUACUGGGCUCAGGUGUCUUCCUAUUGCAUGUAAGGUGUUAAUAAAGGAAACUCUUCAAACUAUGGUCAUCUUGUUAUCACAUUAUAUUCAUUUAUCUUACUAUGGGAAAAAGACAUGCAGGAGAGACCUUGUUACCUUAAUGUAAUGUUUAAACUUUAAUUUAAUGCUUAUGUUGCUUUGUAGUCUUA